AUGUUUGGGAUGUGGGAAACCGUUCCGAAGCAGAAAGCUAGCAAGAUCAACAAUAUCACCUGGAAAGUAUCCGUGAAUGUGGGAUUCGGGUAUCUGGUCAGGCUUCAUUUCUCCGAGAUAGGACUAAAAAUGGCCAAGAUUGGUGGAGUCAUUUUUGCAGUUCACAUAAAUGAAAUGAUUGCCGCUACUAGAGCAGACAUGGUUAGAGAAAGGGAUGACGAAAAUGACAUCCGCUGGUAUAGGGACUACAUGGUGGUGACUAAAGGGCACAAAGAAGAAGGUAAACGAGAUGUCGUGAUUUGCCUCCAAUCAAGUGAUGAAUUCAUCGAUGGGCACGGACCCCUUAAAGGAUUUGAAAUAAUGAAGCUGAGCAAUCACGAUAAUAGUCUUGCCAGUCCAAAUCCCGUGCCUUCUUCACAUGAGUCAUCGUAUCGGACUAGACAAAAUCUGCACAAAGUUCUUGGUCACAGAAAUAUGAUUGCAACUUUAGCAAUAACAUUACUUGUCGCAGUAAACAUCAUUCUGUAUAUAUCUCGACAAAUCUGGGAAUCUGGUGGUGUAGAGGAGAAGGAAAACAUGCCAUCAGCCAGGGCUGUACGACUUUGUCGCCGGUUUUCACUAGCUGAGAUACAAUUAGCAACUGGAAAUUUCAGUGAUGCGCAUCUCUUCGGAAGGGGUGGAUUUGGUAAUGUAUACAAAGGCCUCAUUGAUAACGGGGGUGAGACUGUAGGCAUAAAGCGACAAAAACUAGAAUCCAGACAAGGUGCGCACGAGUUUCUGACAGAGAUUGAAACACUAACCGAGCUAAGACACGUCAAUCUAGUCACUCUGGUUGGCUACUGCAAUGAGCAUGGGGAAAUGAUUCUUGUCUAUGAGGAUCAGACAAGCCAUUGUGCUCCAACUUGA
Messenger RNA from Erythranthe guttata (spotted monkey flower), 906 nucleotides. The record is from RefSeq and is a predicted model, not a curated record. Lineage: Eukaryota; Viridiplantae; Streptophyta; Magnoliopsida; Lamiales; Phrymaceae.